This is a messenger RNA of Bubalus bubalis (water buffalo), 920 nucleotides long. RefSeq names its product glycoprotein Ib platelet subunit beta (gene GP1BB). The transcript is spliced from 2 exons. The record is from RefSeq and is a predicted model, not a curated record. NCBI's taxonomy places the organism in Eukaryota, Metazoa, Chordata, Mammalia, Artiodactyla, Bovidae. Bases 126 to 743 code for a protein of 205 amino acids.
CCGCGUUGUGGUCGGUUCGGCAGGCGCACCAGGGCCGGGGAGGGGAGGGGCGGAGCGGCCUUAUCGCCCGGUCCUGCGACCACCGCCCGGAGCUCCAGAGCUGGUCCGGUGGCCGACCUCUCGCCAUGGGCUUCGGGCUGCGCGGGGCGCUGAGCCUGCUGCUUCUGCUGCUCGCGCCGCCGGGCCGCUCGGCCGCGGGCUGUCCCGCCCCGUGUCGCUGCGCAGGUACACGCGUGGACUGCGGGCGCCGCGGGCUGACGUGGGCCUCGCUGCCGGCCGUCUUCCCGCCGGACACGACCGAGCUGGUGCUGACCGGCAACAACCUGACGGCGCUGCCGCCCGGGCUGCUGGACGCGCUGCCGGUGCUGCGCGCCGCGCACCUGGGCGCCAACCCUUGGCGCUGCGACUGCCACCUGGUGCCGCUGCGGGCCUGGCUGGCCGGCCGGCCUGAGCGCGAGCUCUACCGCGACCUGCGCUGCGCCGCGCCCCCCGCGCUGCGGGGCCGCCUGCUACCCUACUUGGCGGAGGACGAGCUGCGCGCCACCUGCCCGCCCGGUGCGCUCUGCCGCGGGGCGCUGGCGGCGCAGCUCCUGCUGCUGGUCCUCGGGCUGUUGCACGCGCUGCUGCUGGCGCUGCUGCUGUGCCGCCUGCGGAGCCUGCGCGCCCGCGCCACGCGCCGGAGGCCGCUGAGCGAGCCGCUGGCCGCCGAGCGCGCGACCCCCGAGCCGAGCGACUGGCGCUGAACCGUGCGGCCGGGCCCCCUCCCCCGUCCUCACGAUCUCCCAGACCUGCCUGCCCGGCGGCCCCGCGCAGGGGCCCGACUGCUGCGCCACCGCUGGCCACACGCACCCAUGCCUGGACUUGGACCGAGGAGCCCCCCACGCUGUCUGCGCUGCCAAUAAACCCUGCUCCCCACCCGA